Conger conger (European conger) is the source of this 2627-nucleotide messenger RNA. Its product is annotated as transmembrane protein 47-like. The transcript is spliced from 3 exons. Lineage: Eukaryota; Metazoa; Chordata; Actinopteri; Anguilliformes; Congridae. Gene Ontology annotation, biological process: cell-cell adhesion. The coding region runs from base 138 to 656 and encodes 172 amino acids. Gene Ontology annotation, cellular component: cell-cell junction; membrane. The record is from RefSeq and is a predicted model, not a curated record.
GAGUCCCGUUCUCUCCUCUCCCGUAGUCUGUGGUCGAGUUGAACUUUCAUUGUGCAGGGGGGGCGGGCGGAGGGCUCUUUCGGAACAUUUUCCACAUUCGUAACUGGCGAAUACGUCCAGUUUUUGGAUAUGAAAACAUGUCUCUAAAUGAAGUCAGCGUUUUCCGACCAUUCAAACUGAUCGCUAUACUUUGUGUGUUCCUCGCAUUGUGUCUGGACAUCGCGGCCGUGCUCAGCCCCGCUUGGGUUACAGCGGAGCGCUACUCUUUGUCGCUGUGGGAAUCUUGCAGGCAAGUCGACGAUGUCUGGCAGUGCACAUCCACUCUCAGCUCUGACUGGCAGAUCGCGACCCUGGUGCUGCUGCUGGCCGGGGCGGCGGUGACCCUGCUGGCCUUCCUCAUCGCCCUGAUCUCUCAGUGCCGCGGCACGCACAGGAAGCACUACCGCACGGUGGCCAUCUUCCUCUUCACCGCAGUGGUGGUGCAGGCUUGUGCUCUGGUGCUGUACCCCAUUAAGUUCCUGGACAGCACGGUGCUGCAGACGUACCACGAGUUCAACUGGGGCUACGGCCUGGCCUGGGGGGCCACCAUCUUCAUGCUGGGGGGGGGCGUCCUGCUCUGCCUGCGGACUGACGUGUACGAAGACGCCAUGUACUGAACACACACACACACACACACGUACUGAACACACACACACACAAACGUACUGAACACACACACACACACACACGUACUGAACACACACACACACAAACGUACUGAACACACACACACACACACACACAUGUACUGACUGCACACACACACACACACAGACCAACCACACACAUGUACUGACCGCACACACACACAUGUACUGACAUACACACACACACACACACAUGUAUGGACACACACUCACACACACACACACACGUACUGACCGCACACACACACGUAUGGACACACACACACACGUAUGGACACACACACACGUACUGACCGCACACACACGCACACACACAUGUACUGACCGCACACACUCACACUCUCACACACACACACACACACACACACACACACACACACACACGCACACACACUCACACACACAGACACACACUCACACUCUCAAACACACACACACUCACACACACACACAUACACUCACACACACACACACACACACACUCACACUCUCAAACACACACACACUCACACACACUCUCACACACACACUCACACACACUUAGCUCGGCGAGUUCGCCAGUGAAGCACAGCGAGGUGUGGAAGAGCAAAGGCCUUUGAGCAGGUUACCGUGACAACACUCUCUGGCGAGGCAAACCCGCUGAUUAACUCUAAAUAGCAGCGAUGCCCUUGGCUAGGGGGGUGAUUUCACCUUUAGCUGACUGACUGAACCCCCAGCUCUAACACGUCACACACACAGACACACACACACACACACACACACACACACACUCACAGGCCAUGGUUAUUAAUAGGCGGAGUGGGUGGCUGCUGGCUGCUCUACAGGAGCAGUAUAAUGGAGGAACAGCUGGGCGGAGAGAGCGCCCCAAAUACCCACCUGAGGGUUACCCCCCAAAACCCAGACCUAAACCCUUAAGUCCGAUUCAUACUGUGUCACACAACCCUUUCGACAAGCGUCACGUGACAGAAAGGAAAGUGUCUCAGGUUUUGCAUUUACAAUUCGGCGAAGAUCUGUGAUGACGCUUCUGUUGUCUCCACGGUGAGGAGACGGCAGCCCAAACUGCUGACGUUCACAUUUUUUGAAAACACAGUUGUGCCUGGUUUAGCCAAUCAAUGACAGUGAAUUUCAGGGUUCCAUCUGGCUGUCCAAUCAUUACACUGCGCCACAAACUAUGACCAAGUCCGCAACGUCAGGGAAUUCUAUGGCACUUUCUUUCUGUUGAAAAUAUGUCAUUUUUGGCACUCGACGCUUGUCCCAAGGGGUCCUGUGAUGAAGUCAAAAUCAGGCUUAACCCCAAACCCCAAACCCCAAACCCCAAACCCCAAACCCCAGCCCUGGUACUGCAGAGCUGCGGACUGUGCUGUCCCGUUCUCACUCAGCACUUAAAGCAGUCGAUUGCACAGUUAACUCACCUCACCUUGUUCCCUGGGUCUGAAUCAGUUGCUGAUUUUAAGGUGAAAUAAAAAACCAGCCACACCCUGUGGCUCUCCAGGACCAGGGCCUUCUCACCCCUGCCCUAACCCCACUCGAGGGCCACGUCUAAGGCCAGAGGUGUCAGUCUUCCUUCGUGGGUCUCAAUUCAAGAAAGAAGAAAAACAAACGCUUCUCCACUAUGCCUUUGUGCUCUGGGUUUCCUCAAAGUAAAAUCCUCUUAAUAUGUUGUAUAUUUUUUAUGAAUGUAUUUUAUGAAAUAUUCAUAGAUUAGUAUUUUAUUAAUAGCAUAGCAUAACUGCCCUCGUCAAACUCCGACUUGGUGUUUCAAAGCACCACUUCAUUUGUCUGUUUGUUAUUUGUCUUAUUUGUUUAUGAACAUUGAACGUGUUUAGCAGAUUUUUUUGGAGAGAGGGAUUCUGCUCUGAAUAUAUGUAAUUAAAUCUUCUUGCUCCUUAUGACUUGCUGUACUUCGGAAAUUAAAAAAUAAAAAGGUGUCGAUGAUUGAUA